Molecule: messenger RNA, 2937 nt
Organism: Photinus pyralis (common eastern firefly)
Lineage: Eukaryota; Metazoa; Arthropoda; Insecta; Coleoptera; Lampyridae
Exons: 8
Coding region: 76-2307 (743 amino acids)
Source: RefSeq, a predicted model, not a curated record
GUUUGAUCAAUAAAUUCGUCGAGAUCCCUUUUUGUUUUUCUCUCCUCCUCCUUUUUUUUUGACAGUUCCGCCGAAAUGGACGCCAAAUCGAAAGUUGCAGUUCACGAUUUUGAUUAUGGCCUGAAAAAGGUCAUCUCGGACGAGGGAUCCGAGAUCACGAUGCGACAAUUUUUGGAUUUUCUCAAAAUCGCGUAUCAGGUGACCGAUAGCAUCGAGGGGGUCGAGUUGGGGGACCGUAUGAUGCAGUUCAUCGACUGGGUCAAGCUGAAGGAGUCCGAGCUGGUGAAACCGCGCGAAAUUGCCUGUCAGACUAUCGAACUUAAAGACCCGAAACGAAGAUCCGAAUGUUUGCUGUUGCCCUCCAAUUCCAUAGAGUCGGUUAAAUCGAAACUCGGCGAGGUGCUCGCGGAGGGCUUGUUCGAUUCGGUCCUAAAUCACAUGAUUCCUUCAAAUCCGCCUUCGGUCGUCACGCUUCGUAGGCCCUCACAGCCGAAGCUCGAGAAAAAUGGGAGCUCCAGUAGCUCGCUCAUGAUGCCAAAUGAGCGUGCCCUUCUCAGACGGUGCAGCGAUAACUUCGCAAAAAAUCAAAUCGUGAGGACGCACUCAGAUGUUACCAUUCACGUAUGCGACGAAGUGAAGAACACAAAGAGAGACUUUAUAUGUAAUCAGCACUUGCUCGUCGAAAAAAUGGGAUACUUUGCGGAAGUGACAUCAGGCCAACGCCUGGAAGAUAUGGACAUAUCAGUGCACUGCGACAUCGGCAUAUUUGAGUGGCUGAUGCUUUGGGUGAAGAAGACCGAGGCGGAGGGUGACGGGCCGGAACUUGAUCCGCAGUGCGUCAUACCGAUUUUGGUGUCGGCCGCGUUCUUGCAAAUGGAGCCGCUCAUCGAGGAGUGUCUACUGUUCUGUCACGAGCACAUGAACGACAUACUUCGCACCUCCACGAAUCUGUCGUGCCUGAACGACUCGGUGAUGACCAGGCUGGCCGCGAUGUAUACAAACGUUGAGGUGGAGGCGAUACGCGACCGCAAGGAUAAGAUCCAGUCGCGUCUGUACUGCAAACUGAUCCAGUCACUGUGCGAGCCGGAGGCCGAGAGUAUGAGGGGCCAUUGGAACUCGCUGGCGCGCGUGUAUCGAUGCGAGCGCUGCCAGAAGCUGGUGAGUCCGUCGACGAGCGAGGAAAUCCCCUGCGUACCCGCGUGCAUGAGCAUCAUGUGCGACGGCACAAUCGUCUACAAGCACCAACGGGACAAGCUCUGGGAUAUUAACGAUCACAUCGAGGAGCUGUACAAGACCUUGAAAACUUGGCGAAAAAUUUACUGGCACGUGUGGGGGGACGCGCACUUCUUGUACUGCUCCGUCUGCAAGCGCUUCUUCCAGUGUCACCAGAUUGGAUGGUGCCGUUUCCAUCCGGACUCGCCGCAGUUUUUUACCGUCGACGCUCAGCGGGCGUCUCUGCCGGUCGGCCGGUACCCCUGCUGCGGCGAACGCGCCUAUCGCUUCGAGUUGGUCGAGCGCGAAACGGGGUGUCAGUUUCGGGAGCACUGCCCGCUUACGGACACCGUACGCGAUAGCGCCGUUCUCGGCAUACUGGAAAACUACCGGUCGUUAAUCGAAGAGGAGCCUGCCAAGCUGAUUUUUCCGGAACGUUUGACUCGGUUUGUAAGCAAAGGAAAUGCAAGUGGAGAUCCAGAUGUAAGCGACGGCGCUUCCGAGAGCGAGCACUUUUGGUGGGAUGGAAUAGUGCUGAUACCUCCGCGUCCGAAGCUGGGGCUGUUGGGGUAUUUAAGCGACUCAAGGCCAACGGCGGAUAUGGUGGGAUCGUUUCCCGUCGACGUCGGCGACUGCGACCUAUCCGAUUGCAGUGAGUCGAGCGGCACCAGCAGCAGAUCGACGAGCACCACGAGCUCGGAUAGUUCGAGCAGCCCCCAGAAGAGCGACGAAAGCUCACAUAGCACCGACUCGAAAGGUAAACGUAACGCAACGAGCAGAAAGCGCGAAAAGCACCUGUGGCAGUACAAUUUGUCCGCGAGGAGCAACCAGGAUUUGCAACGGUCUUACGAGGAGACCACCCUGAAGCAAAUGCAAGCCGUGCUGACGCGUCGCACUUUUAUGUCAAUGGAGGUAAUGCCCAAAUCGAACCACAGGUCUUGGCCACGCCACAUCACGCCCCCAGGAGGCGUCUGGGUGAGACUGGAGAGUGAAUGGCGGGAGCGAAACGCCGUAUCGCAACAGCAACAGCAGAAGUUGCGCACUACGUUUAUCACAAAAAAUAAAAUCAAAGGCGCUCGAUUUAAUCCGGCUUAAUUUGUGAAAUAAACCUUUUUAAAACAAUACUACUUAUUGAUGUUUCCCGAAAGUGGCACUGACUCCUUCAUUUUACUGUUUCCGCUGCGAUGUAUUAUAGAAAAAAAGGCGUAACCUUGGGUUCGAUCCAACGCCAUCGAAUCUGUCAGAAGUAGCCCUAGAUUGUUGCGCAAAUUUACGUAAUUUAACCUGUUUCUAUCGAGCGCUUGUGGCGUGGUGUUUUUCUCUGACCCUGAGAGUCGAUUUUUCUUACACCAAUUAUUGAAUAAAUUUGUGUUUUGUGUAAGAGAACAAUUUAAUAUUAGUUUGAGCCCAAUAAGUUAAGACCCAGGGUGUUAUGAGUUUCAUUGGACAGGCGUGUUACUGCUUUUAGUGACCGUUUGUCCUUGCACAGGGCAGCAUUAAUUUUUGGCGGCCAACGUGGGGCACACGGCAUUAAUUUUUGGCGCCCGAAAGUUUCAAAACACCGCGGAAGGGCUCCUAGACAGGUGGUGCAUUCAAUAUCACGAAUAGACAGAGAGCGGAUCUUGAUGGUCUCACUCUUGGAAAACGUCAACUGGGCUUGACCAAGCCAGUGAACUAUUUGGAAGUCAUCAUUGACUCCCACCUGCCCUGGAAAGGGCACUUUGA